This is a messenger RNA of Meira miltonrushii, 1575 nucleotides long. Its product is annotated as putative PRP19-non-snRNP spliceosome component required for DNA repair. The coding region runs from base 1 to 1575 and encodes 524 amino acids. Gene Ontology annotation, cellular component: Prp19 complex; cytoplasm; U2-type catalytic step 1 spliceosome. Lineage: Eukaryota; Fungi; Basidiomycota; Exobasidiomycetes; Exobasidiales; Brachybasidiaceae. The transcript is spliced from 3 exons. Gene Ontology annotation, biological process: DNA repair; protein ubiquitination; mRNA splicing, via spliceosome. The record is from RefSeq and is a predicted model, not a curated record. Gene Ontology annotation, molecular function: protein binding; ubiquitin protein ligase activity.
AUGUUCUGUGCAAUCUCGGGCGAGCCUCCAGUAACACCGGUGAUUUCGAAAAAGAGUGGAUUGGUGUAUGAACAACGAUUGAUCCUGAAGUACAUACAAGAGAACGGAAAAGAUCCGAUAACGGGAGAUACAUUGACAGAGGAUGAUCUAAUAGAAAUCAAAGCAAAUCCAAAGACCGUUGCACCGAGACCACCGUCACAUUCAUCCAUUCCGUCCCUACUUUCGACCCUACAGAAUGAGAUCGAUGCAUCCGUCUUGGAAACAUUCACACUCAAGAAAGCAUACGACAGUGUCAGACAAGAGCUUGCACAUGCACUAUAUGCCAACGAUAGCGCAAAUCGUGUGAUUGCACGAUUACUAUGGGAACGUGAUGAAGCACGUACAGCUUUGGCAAGUUUGCGAGAUUCGAUGGGACAAAAUGGUGCUACUGGAAGAGAUGCGGAAAUGACAGAUGCAAACAAUGCAUCCACUUCCGAAAUAAGAGGAAUGCCAGGCUCAUACAUUGCCACGAUUGAUGAAACAUCUGCAACACUUUCCUCUACAAGAAAAGCUAAAAUGAAACGAAAACCAGAAGGAUAUACCCAAGCAUCCAGCGUAUCGCAAUUCGCACAGCUCGAGAGCGUGCCCUCCUUACACACCACAAGAUCUCCCGGAGUGACUGCAUUGGAUGUUUCACUAGAUGGAGAUCUGCUCUUGACAGGUGGGAAGGAUAAGCAGGUACAGGUAUACAGGAGAUCGACCGGCAAGACUAUAGCAACACUAAAAGGACAUAGCGAUGCCAUCAAUAAAGUACUAUUUGUCAGAUCUUUGGUCGGUGUAGAGUUCGGCAACAUAUCUGAGAACGGAGAAGUUCCUGAAUGGGCGGUCAGUGCUAGUGCUGAUCACAGUGUGCACGUAUGGAAAGCGGAUGGGAAUGAAAAGAAUGCAUAUUCACUUGCCCAUUCGAUUACAUCGUUCAAGAAAGCGAUCACAGGACUGGCCGUCCAUCCUUCAGGACUGUACUUUGCAGCAGCAUCAGAAGAUGGCACGAUUGGAUUUUUCGAUGUAUCAUCUGGCGAGCGACUUCUACAGAUCGAAGCCUCGCACCAGUACACCAGCCUAGACAUUCAUCCUGACGGAACCCUUCUGGCUGCCGGCACUUCGUCUGGCUCCGUUGUGAUUUACGAUGUCAAGACGGGUCAAGAGAGUGCUUCGUUCAGCUCAGAGUCAUCAACCAGUGUCUCUUCUCUAAAUUUCAGUGAAAAUGGCUAUCUAUUAGCAAGCGCGACAUCUUCCAUGGUAGAAAUAUGGGACCUACGUAAACUGUCAAAGUCCGGAACGAUUGCAGUGGAAGCAGCUGAUGCGAAAGGAAACCCUCUCCCAAUCACCGUUCAAUUUGACCCUAGUGCUCAAUUUUUGGCCGUUGUCGGAUCUGAUGUUCGCAUUUAUGCUAAUAAGACAUGGCAGCUAUUAUGGUCUUCCAAUGAUGCUCAUUCUGCACCAAUUACGGACUGUAAAUGGAGUUGGGAUAAAGGUGCUCUGUUUACUUCAAGUUUGGACAGAUCUGUUCGGUCUUUUGCUCCACAACAGAGCUGA